This is a messenger RNA of Thermothielavioides terrestris NRRL 8126, 1162 nucleotides long. RefSeq lists its product as uncharacterized. The coding region runs from base 305 to 1042 and encodes 245 amino acids. Gene Ontology annotation, cellular component: endoplasmic reticulum membrane; Hrd1p ubiquitin ligase ERAD-L complex. NCBI's taxonomy places the organism in Eukaryota, Fungi, Ascomycota, Sordariomycetes, Sordariales, Chaetomiaceae. Gene Ontology annotation, biological process: endoplasmic reticulum unfolded protein response. The record is from RefSeq and is a predicted model, not a curated record. The transcript is spliced from 3 exons. Gene Ontology annotation, molecular function: ubiquitin-specific protease binding; misfolded protein binding.
CGCUGAUAAAGCACAUGGCGGGACGACGGGGAAACGAAAGGACACCUCAACAUCAUCAUCGCGGCUCAUCAGCAUCCACACGCCCGCAACGCGCCACGGUUUCCAACCUGGACUCUAGGUCGGCAGCGAGACGCACAUACGCUGCUGUAGUAAACCGCCGCAGCGAUAAAUACGAAACCCAGCCUGAAGCUGCGUCGGCAGUUCCAUCUAGCCCAACCGGGCUGUCCCGCAUUCUCCCGGAACAAAAGCGCACUUCCCACCACUCGCUUCCCACGCAGCGCUCUACUGUUAACGCUCCGCAACCAUGGACCAAAUCAUGGGCGGCGACGGCGCCUUCCCGCUCGAGACGUGGUUUUGGGAGAUGCCCAUCUGCACACGAUGGUGGACCACCGCGACGGUCCUGACGAGCGGACUGGUGCAGUGCCAGCUGCUGACCCCGUUCCAGCUGUUCUACAGCUACCGCGCAGUCUUCCACAAGGCGCAGUACUGGCGCCUGAUCACGACCUUCCUCUACUUCGGCCCCAUCUCGAUCGACCUGCUCUUCCACGUCUACUUCCUGCAGCGCUACUCGCGCCUGCUCGAGGAAUCGUCGGGCCGGUCGCCCGCCCACUACUCGUGGAUGCUGCUGUUCGCGACCACCAGCCUCCUGCUGCUCUCGCCCUUCGUGUCCAUGCCCUUCCUCGGCCACCCGCUGUCGUCCACUCUCGUCUACAUCUGGUCGCGCCGCAACCCGGACACGCUCAUGAGCUUCCUGGGCCUGCUCGUCUUCCGCGCGCCCUACCUGCCGUGGGUCCUGAUGGGCAUCAGCCUGAUGCUGCACGGCACCGUGCCGAAGGACGAGCUGCUGGGCGUGGUUAUCGGCCAUAUCUGGUACUUCUUCAAUGACGUCUACCCGAGGCUGCAUGGAGGCUCGCGGCCGCUGGAUCCGCCGAUGUGGUGGCGGCGUCUGUUUGAGGGGCGACAGCGCGACGAGACUGCCAACGGCAUCAACAACGAAAUCGCUGUCGCCGAGGCCGCGCCUCCACAACCCGAAGUGCGGUGACCAUCGGCGGAGUCACAGCGUGUACAUAUUCAUUCUUUGCGAUCUCAUUCCACUUCUAGGCGCUGGGCGUUAAGGGCGGGUUCAGACGUUAGCGGAGGCAUUUUUCCAGAUCGGCAUUGC